Molecule: messenger RNA, 1560 nt
Organism: Brettanomyces bruxellensis
Lineage: Eukaryota; Fungi; Ascomycota; Pichiomycetes; Pichiales; Pichiaceae
Product: cAMP-dependent protein kinase catalytic subunit
Exons: 1
Coding region: 1-1560 (519 amino acids)
Biological process (GO): peptidyl-serine phosphorylation
Cellular component (GO): cAMP-dependent protein kinase complex; nucleus
Molecular function (GO): cAMP-dependent protein kinase activity; ATP binding
Source: RefSeq, a predicted model, not a curated record
AUGGCAACUCCGGCAGUUCGGGAAUCCAGCUUGUCUGGUCUUUCAGUUACAAGUUCCAGGGAUUUACAGGAAGACUACAAUCAUGUGUAUAUGGAGCAUGCUGUGAGUAUGGCUAAAGCUAGAUAUUCGAUAAGUCGAGCACAGCAUGUAGAAUCGUGCACUACUCAGCAAGAGCGUGCAGGCUCACAAGAUGGGCUUAUACAAUCUUUGCAACAUCAUCUUGAUAAUGAUGUUAUUCUGGCGGCUAAAAAAUCAAAUAUUUUAUUACAUGACGUGAAGAUGGCAAAUAUGACUACUCGGGAUGUUCCUGAAGAGCAGUGCUUUGAUGCAACGGAAAUCAAUUCCGUUGUUUCUAGUAAAAUAGGCACUUUUAAAAAUUGUGGCUCUAUUGUCAAGGACAAGUUUAUAGACGUUGAUGGUGUUAGUGUUGUUCCUGACUGUGGGCAUAAAGAUACUACUUCAAAUGGGGGGCAAUUAGACAAAGUAAGGCAGUUUGCACAGGCAAUUCAAAGCGGAGGACGAUCAUGCCCGAAUAGCAACCAUAGAACCCUGGAACAAGCUACACACAUGAAGACAAAGCUUCCAACACGAAUAACAAAGGGUAAGUACUCACUUUCAGAUUUCGAAAUUAUAAGAACCUUAGGUACAGGUUCCUUUGGUCGUGUACACUUGGUUAAAUCUGUUCAUAAUUCUCGUUUUUAUGCAAUGAAGGUUUUUCGCAAGAGCCGUGUUGUUCAAGCAAAGCAGAUAGAGCAUACAAACGAUGAAAGAAGAAUAUUGGCAAUCACUCAUCAUCCGUUUAUUACCAGGAUGUGGGGAACAUUUCAAGAUUGUAAGUCUAUAUUUAUGGUGAUGGACUACAUUGAAGGUGGUGAACUAUUUACUCUUUUAAGGCGUUCUAGAACAUUCCCUAAUCAAGUAGCCAAGUUUUACAGUGCUGAGGUGUUGCUAGCUUUAGAAUAUUUGCACUCCAAGAACAUUAUUUAUCGUGACCUUAAACCAGAAAAUAUUCUUUUAACAAGAUCAGGUCAUAUAAAACUCGCAGACUUUGGUUUUGCCAAAGAAGUUGAGACGAAUACAUACACACUUUGUGGUACACCGGAUUAUAUUGCACCGGAGGUGAUCGCCUUUCAGCUGUAUAAUAAAGCGGUGGAUUGGUGGUCUUUCGGUGUUUUAAUAUAUGAAAUGCUCGCUGGAAGAACCCCGUUUUAUGAUCCUUCGCCAAUAAAGACGUAUGAAAAGAUUAGCCAGUGUCAUGUGCAUUAUCCGUCAACAUUUAGCUCUGACGCCGUUUCUCUAUUGAAAGGUCUUAUUCGAAAAGAUGUGACAUUUCGAUUAGGAAAUCUAAAAAAUGGUGUUGACGAUAUCAAGAAACAUUCAUGGUACAAAGAAGUUGUUUGGAAAAGUCUUCUCCAGGGGAGUAUAGAAACACCAUACGAGCCAGAUAUCCAAUCCGGAGUGGGAGAUAGUUCUCAGUUUAAUACAUAUCCGGAACUAAGUUAUGAUUAUGGUACAACUAGUGAAAAAGAUGAGUACGGAUAUUUAUUUCCGGAUUUCUAA